AUGAUUGAUUAUGACAAUCUAAUCGAUCAGAUUAGAGAUCCACUGACUUCUAUAUUGGUGGAUUGUAGAGGUAUUGGCAACUUGAUUGCUCAAGAGGAAUCAUUCCAACCAGAGUUUGAAAAGGUGUUGCGUGACACCAACGUCCUCUUUGACACCUUCAACAACUUCCUUCAAACACAUGUUAAUCCCGACGGUUCAGUUCGUCUAACUCAACAUCAAUAUCAAUAUCAUCAACAACAAUAUGGUCAACAACAAAGUCAACAACAACAGCAACAGACCAAACAGAAACAUCUAUUCUUCCAAGCAUUGAUAUCAAGUUGUAUAACAUUUAGGACUGCUCUUGGUACUUUGCUCAAGACUGUAAGGUCGGUCAUUGGUCUGAAUGUCAAGUCCGGUGGAAACAGAUCACUCUACGCACUGCUUCGUUACAAGUUGCAAGAGAACUUGAUGGCAAUGAUCGAUGCCACACGCACCCUAAUGCGUUCAUGCAAGGUCCAACAGCAACAAGACUCAACGAUGAUGCCCGCCAACACGACUAUCGAUAUCGAAUUGAUCACAAGCACUUCAUCGGGAUUCUUGAUGCAGAUGAAGGCUUUGACCGAGGCUACAACCGAUGGAUCAUUGUCAAACUAUGACUUUGACCUUAUGUCCAAUCAGUAUUCACACUCUGCUGAUGGUGUAACAUCGUUGAUGCGUGAGUGUCGUGUCGAGGCCAUCUCUGGAGACAUUGCCAUCAUAGAACAGUGCAUCGCCGAGAUCAAACAGCACGCAUCCUUCAUACGUCUGUCCAGCUUUACCAGUCCCGAGCAUGGAGGCUUCGCACUGGACACCAAUGCCUUGCUUCGUACCAACGUCGAUCUGGAGCAGUGUAUAUACAAGCUGGUCGGCUCAAUCAAGCAGGCCAUUGCAGUGAUCAAUCAGAAUCCAAUUAUGGGUGGAGCCUCCGAGCAACCCCUCGUCACAUACGUGCCAACAGUCGACUUGGAUGAGGAUGAGUUGCAUCACGCCUCGUCAAUGUUGGACGUGAGCAGCAGCAGCAGCGAUGAAGAAGAGGAUGCACUUGAGGAGGAUGAUGUGGUGGAGCAGGAGGACCAUGUCGAGCAAGAGAGCGAGGAUGUCAUUGCCGUGCAGCCAUUCGUUCGAUCACCGAGCAUGGUUGAGAUUGGAAGUAUGAAGUCUAGACAUCAUCACGGUCCAGGUGUGCCGGCGAUAUCCCAGCCCCAACACGUGGCGCCUGCAGUCACAGCCACACCAGCCCCAAUUGUCCAAGAUGUGCCACAACCAAGACAUCUUGGUUGUGACUUGCCUAGGAUCGUUCUCACAGAGGACUCUGACGAUGAGGACGCGCCAAUGAUCUGGAGUAUCCCAAUCGCUGCAGUGUCACCAGAUCCAUUCAAGGUGUCUGAACAUCAACAGCAACAAUUAUCAUCAUCGCCAUCCCUUGGUGCACCUGUAGCGGCCGAGUCUGGCCGCUCCCACUCACUCUCAUCAAACACAUCUUCCUCAUCAGCAUCAGCUUCAUCAACUGCUCCAACAAAGGUAUAUAACAGCAAGGACUACGAUAUCAAGGUAUUGCAGCAACAACAGCAACAGCAAGUACCAGUGAAGGGAAAGAAGGGUGCUGUUGCUCCACCAGCUGCUCCAGCAGUUGCAGGAGGCACGGGUCAAUUGGGCACAGGCACAGGCACAGGCAGCUCCAAGUCUGGCGGCUGGACAAUCAAGAACCCAUUCAAACGUGGAGGAAAGACACGCGAGACUAUCCUGCCAGAGACUGGCAAGGUGUUUGGCGAAGCCAACACAAAGGACACUACUGUUGUUGCACCUCCAGCAUCAGGCGCCGAGCAGAAGAAGGCACAGCCAACAGGCACUGUGUCCGCUGUACCACAGCUCAGCAAUCCAGCGUCGACAUCAUCCUCGCCAAGUCUGGCGUCGUCCAAGUGGGUAUCCCCAAUGCCUCCAUCACGUUCAAUGCUGAAUCUACUCUACACACAGGAUGAGUCGGCUGCUGAGGACGACAUUCCAGACAUUGUUGGCGAUGGCUUUGAAGAUGACCUGCUCUCUGAGAACUUUAACCACGACUACUUUGAUACACCUGUUGGCCUCAGAGGAUCCACACAGGAUCCAAGCGUCCAACUCUUUGAACCAGCCAAGGACUUCACCAUCGAAGAGAUUGGCACCAAGUCCAAGCGAUACAGUGAUACACCCUUCAUUGGAUUGGAUCACAACGAGCGACAUAUUGCUCACUACAAGCAAUACUUCUAUCAAAAAGAACACUUUAACUUUGUGUGUAAGAUACCAGAGUUGGGAGGACAGGUUAUCAUCUCGGCGUUGAAGCAACCAGAGACGACACACAAGAAGCAUCGUGUGUUGAUUAGGACAAAGAAUGGUGUCGAGAAGAUAUUGGUCUACAGCAAGAACACAAGAGAGAGCAGUCUGAUCAAGUCCCUCCAAAUCUAUCUCUCGCCAAUCGUCAAUCUCUCCUCAUCAGUAUUCAAAUCAAUCAAGACCGAUAAGAUUGAUUCACAUCUUGCAGAGUUUGAGACCUUUGAUUUGACCAACAAGUACCAUUUCUUUGUGUUCUUCUGUGGAGAUGGACAGAGCACUGAGAGGGAGAUGUUGAACAAUGAGAGAGCAAGCCGUGAGUUUGCCGAGUUCUACACAUUCCUCGGCAAGAGAUUCCAAACGAAGAAUUGGAAGAGAUAUAGUGGUGGAUUGGACACCACUGACAACCAGGAUGGAGAGGUAGCUGUCUACGCCCAGCUACAGGGUAUCCAAAUAGUGUUCCAUGUUUCAAGCUUGAUUCCAUCUCAACGACGUAUGAGAUUGUUGUCCAACAACACCUGUGUCCUUAUCUUCCACGAGGGCAAGACCAAGAUCAAUCCCUCUACAUUCACAUCACCAAAGAACAAAAUAUUGUUCGAGGUAAAGAAGGUCAAGGUGGAUGAUGGAUCAAGUAUCCAUUACAAGUUUGGAGUGUCAUCCAACAGUUUGAUCGAACCAUUUGGUCCAAUGAUCACAGAUCCACCCAUUUACCGUCAGGACAACACAUUUAGAAAUCUGUUGUUAACCAAAUUGAUCAAUGCAGAGAACUCUGCAUAUUCCACCCAACAACUAACUCAAGACAUUGUUAAGCAUAGACAACAGAAGUUAGAUGAUAUUAUUGCAUGGGUAAAGUCAUAA
This is a messenger RNA of Acytostelium subglobosum LB1, 3180 nucleotides long. RefSeq lists its product as hypothetical. Gene Ontology annotation, biological process: regulation of small GTPase mediated signal transduction. NCBI's taxonomy places the organism in Eukaryota, Evosea, Eumycetozoa, Acytosteliales, Acytosteliaceae. The record is from RefSeq and is a predicted model, not a curated record. The coding region runs from base 1 to 3180 and encodes 1059 amino acids. Gene Ontology annotation, molecular function: GTPase activator activity. The transcript has 5 exons.